AUGGCUAUGAGUCGUGUGAGAUCGUUGAGGAGUCUUGUCAGUUCCAUAGAAGUGGAAGCUGUUGGGGUGUUAGUGUCGGGGCGACGAGCAUUUUCUGCUAAGGCAAAGAAGGGUUCCAAAGGUGGCGCUGGUGAUGCACCAAAAGCCUCAAUUUUGGACAAGGAAGUCAAGUCUACUACUGUGGUUGGAGCCAAUAUACUCAAGGAUGGGACCGAUCCUAAAAUCUUGCCUGAUUCAGAGUACUCUGAAUGGCUUUGGCAUCUAGUUGAUAAGCGUCCUGCGUUGAGCGAACUAAGAAGGAAGGACAUUGAAACUCUCCCCUAUGAAGAUCUCAAGUGUUUUGUUAAGCUGGAUAACCGGGCAAGGAUCAAGGAGAACAACUCAUUGAAGGCCAAGAACUAG
This is a messenger RNA of Fragaria vesca subsp. vesca, 402 nucleotides long. RefSeq lists its product as uncharacterized. Gene Ontology annotation, cellular component: mitochondrial large ribosomal subunit. The transcript has a single exon. NCBI's taxonomy places the organism in Eukaryota, Viridiplantae, Streptophyta, Magnoliopsida, Rosales, Rosaceae. Gene Ontology annotation, molecular function: structural constituent of ribosome. The record is from RefSeq and is a predicted model, not a curated record. The coding region runs from base 1 to 402 and encodes 133 amino acids.